GCAGAAUGACCCUUGAAGUGUGGGCGAGCAUAUUUUUUCCUUUGUCAGAUUUUGAAGAGUGAAGCUUGUGUUUAGAAGUAGCCGCGGAUUUACCUUCAGCAAAGAUGUUCUCCGCGUUUAGUGAUCUUGCCCGUUCCAACCCUUUCCACAACCCAGCUCUUCCGAAGAAUGCCCCCAGCCGUUCUCUAGCCGCUGCGUCGGCUUCGUCGGGUCAGUAUAGCUGCGAGUACGGUUCCGCCAAAUAUUUUGCCCUGUGCGGCUUUGGUGGUGUGCUGAGCUGUGGUUUGACCCACACUGCUGUGGUGCCGUUGGAUCUGGUAAAAUGCCGUGUCCAGGUCGACCCGGCCAAAUACAGUGGCACAAUCAAAGGGUUCCAGAUCACGUUGGCCGAGGAAGGAGCUCGUGGCCUGGCCAAAGGAUGGGCUCCAACGUUUAUUGGAUACAGUAUGCAAGGACUGUGCAAGUUUGGAUUCUACGAAGUAUUCAAGAGCGUCUACUCUAACAUGUUGGGUGAGGAGAAGACGUAUUUAUGGCGCACGAGUCUCUACCUAGCUGCAUCAGCUAGUGCCGAGUUCUUCGCUGAUAUCGCUCUUGCACCAAUGGAGGCUGUCAAGGUCAGAAUCCAGACUAAGCCAGGUUGGGCAAACACGUUACGUGAAGGUGUACCCAAGAUCUGGAACCAGGAAGGUCUGGGCGGAUUCUACAAGGGCUUGCCCCCGCUCUGGCUUCGCCAGAUCCCCUACACAAUGAUGAAGUUUGCUUGCUUUGAGCGCACGGUGGAGGCUCUGUACAAGUAUGUUGUACCCAAGCCGCGCGCACAGUGCUCAAAGUCGGAGCAGCUGGUGGUUACGUUUGCGGCUGGAUACAUUGCCGGUGUGUUCUGUGCGGUGGUGUCGCAUCCCGCCGAUACUGUUGUGUCCAAGCUGAACUCGGCCAAGGGCUCCACAGCUGUCCAGGCGGCAAAGGAGCUGGGCAUGGCCGGCCUCUGGAAGGGCCUUGGGCCGCGUAUCAUCAUGAUCGGUACGCUCACCGCUCUACAGUGGUUCAUCUACGACACGGUCAAGAUCACAUUCCGCUUGCCACGUCCACCACCGCCCUCCAUGCCCGAGAGCCUCAAGCGCAAGCAGGAACAAGCAUAAACUUGCGGAUACUGCACGCGAGUUGACCGACUCCACUCCUCAUUUCUAGUGACGGACGAGUCCCAUUAGGAAAAUCCAUUGGUUUCUCUUUUCUUCUCUCCUUUUAUGCAGCAUAGGCCUCCUCUUAUUCUUCCAAUAUUUAAUUUCCAUCCCAUGCGCCAACUAUUUUAUGAGAUGUGCGUGAGUGCGUGCAUGUAUGCGUGUGAUUACUGGACAUGCACACGCACACACCACGCUCACUCUAUUCCUAGACGCUGUUUGUUCUGUCAAGAUAAAAUAUCACCACAAGGGUUGCGAACAGCCUAGUUUUAACUAGUGGUAUGGAUUUUUUGGUUUUUUGUUUCACGGGUUGUGAGAAUGACGUGGAUUUCAUGUUUUUAAAAAAUCUUCACGCGUUCCUAGA
Messenger RNA from Sycon ciliatum, 1542 nucleotides. RefSeq names its product solute carrier family 25 member 3-like. Gene Ontology annotation, cellular component: mitochondrial inner membrane. The transcript has a single exon. The record is from RefSeq and is a predicted model, not a curated record. NCBI's taxonomy places the organism in Eukaryota, Metazoa, Porifera, Calcarea, Leucosolenida, Sycettidae. The coding region runs from base 105 to 1139 and encodes 344 amino acids. Gene Ontology annotation, biological process: mitochondrial phosphate ion transmembrane transport. Gene Ontology annotation, molecular function: phosphate transmembrane transporter activity.